AUGGCCGUGAAGCUCAUGUACUUCUUUCUCUUCGUUUACAUUGCUCUUCUAAUUUCAGUAGGGAAUGCUACUGAUGCGGGCCGGACUAUGGCCACAAAAGCCGCUGCCGCGGGAGCACAGGAUGGGAAGAGUGGUCGGACGGAAUGGCUAUACCUAGCAGGAGAAUGUGCAAAAUUACCACGUUGCAACAAAUAUUGCGUCUCCAACGGGUUUCGUCUUGGUGGGCAUUGCCAGGAAUUGUCCCCUCAAGCUUCUUAUAUUUCUUGUGUUUGUAAAUAUACGUAA
Molecule: messenger RNA, 285 nt
Organism: Microthlaspi erraticum
Lineage: Eukaryota; Viridiplantae; Streptophyta; Magnoliopsida; Brassicales; Brassicaceae
Source: the annotation of a GenBank genome assembly